AUGGUGGUCUACCGACUUCUUUCCGGAAAUCAGUUGAACGGGGAACGAUUGGCCCUGCAGAAGAUCAAUUCCCCAGUGUUCCACGCAUUAGACUUUCAGGGCAUUUUUGUACAAAUACUCAACGGCGAGUGCGCCCCUAUAAAGGCUGCUCGCCACGGCAUCAACCCCGCCACUCUCGAGCCUUUGCCUGAGGUUCCUGUCGCAACACAAGGCGACCUCGACAGCGCGGUCGCUGCAGCCAAGUCCGCUUUCCAAGCCUGGUCCAAAAUACCAUACGAGGAGAGGCGCAGUUCCGUGCUCGCCUUCGCAGGUGCAAUCGAGUCCCUGAGAACCGAGUUUCAGGACUUGCUCAUAUCUGAACAGGGAAAACCUAUCCCACAAGCAGAUGCCGAAACGGACGCGGCCAUGGCCUGUAUCCGAGGCAUGGCCAAUAUACCGCUGCCGGAAGAGCUAAUCGAAGACACAGAAAAGCGGACUAUUGUUACACGCCACCCUGGUAUCGACAAGAUCAGGUUUACAGGGUCAACGGCGACAGGAAAAGCUGUCCUACAGAGUGCCAACCCGACCCUGACGCGUGUCACGCUCGAGCUGUACGUGCCGUCGCGAGGCAUUUCGCUCCGUGAAAUUUGA
This is a messenger RNA of Diaporthe batatas, 630 nucleotides long. RefSeq lists its product as uncharacterized. NCBI's taxonomy places the organism in Eukaryota, Fungi, Ascomycota, Sordariomycetes, Diaporthales, Diaporthaceae. The transcript is spliced from 4 exons. Bases 1 to 630 code for a protein of 209 amino acids. The record is from RefSeq and is a predicted model, not a curated record. Gene Ontology annotation, molecular function: oxidoreductase activity.